Messenger RNA from Racocetra persica, 636 nucleotides. The record is from the annotation of a GenBank genome assembly. NCBI's taxonomy places the organism in Eukaryota, Fungi, Glomeromycota, Glomeromycetes, Diversisporales, Gigasporaceae.
CUUUGAAGAAAAAAAGAUGCAAUUUCUCGGAACUGACUAAUAUCCCAACAUAUUCUGGUAGUACAAAUUUACUAAUAAGCCUUUGUUUAAUUCAAGAUUCAGAAACAAAAAGCCAUUUCGGAGUACUAGAAUAUGCUGACAAUGGAAAUCUUCAUGAUUUUCUGUCUAAGCAUAAAAAUUUGGAGUGGACUAAGAAAAUACAAAUCGCGAUAGAUGUAGCUGAUGGUUUAAAAUAUUUACACAACACAGUAAACAUGAUUCAUCGAAAUUUGCGACCAACAGCGCAAGAUGCGUAUACUAAACUUACCCAGAUUGAGAUAAAUUUGCUAGAACCACGCAAUAUAAAUGGCGAGAAAAUCGUAAAUUCUGAACAGAAUAUGAAUGUAAAUGAACAGAAUAUAAAUGAAUCUUGUCCAGCAUCACCAGCAAAAUCUUUACAUUCGCGUGAUACACGGAAAAACUCAACGUUAAAAUACUUGGGAUGUUAUACCGAAACAUCGAUCCCCGUUAUCGUCGAAAUAACUCACACUACCUUCUUAAUUGUUGACUAUCCAGAUACAAAUAUGUCAAAAAUCAUUGAAUACAACCGUUUUAGUGAUCCUGAAAAAAUUGGAGAAGGAGGUUUUGGAAUUAUUA